Trichoderma reesei QM6a is the source of this 2813-nucleotide messenger RNA. RefSeq names its product dual specificity protein phosphatase. The transcript is spliced from 3 exons. Bases 444 to 2762 code for a protein of 772 amino acids. The record is from RefSeq and is a predicted model, not a curated record. Gene Ontology annotation, molecular function: protein tyrosine/threonine phosphatase activity; MAP kinase tyrosine/serine/threonine phosphatase activity. Gene Ontology annotation, cellular component: cytoplasm; nucleus; cytosol. Gene Ontology annotation, biological process: protein dephosphorylation; negative regulation of MAPK cascade. NCBI's taxonomy places the organism in Eukaryota, Fungi, Ascomycota, Sordariomycetes, Hypocreales, Hypocreaceae.
CCCGCCACAAACACCCAGUGCCGCGCCUCAGCUGCUUGCGUCCGCCGGCUGAUACGACGCCUCUCGGGCCACAAUCCCGACCGCUUGGUCCCUGCCAACUUCCUUUCUUGUAUCGCGAACUGUCAACCUCCGGAUUCAGCUGUGCUGUCCAUUGACUACGUUCUCGACCUCAAUCUUCAUUUUCCGUUCUUCGCAUUUCGCCACUCCGUUCUUUUCGAAACCAUUUAUGCGAACGCUCGCUCUCUUGUCCAUCUUUUGACGCUUCUUUCUCUUUCUUCCAAGCGGCAUAAUAUCUUCGAACGAGCCGCUUCACUCCUAAUAAUCCAAGCUGCUGCUGUAGUCGGCGCAAUCACGCAAUAACGCACGUGUCAAGUACCGGGGGUUCAUGCGCGCGCGAGAUUCGAGCCUCUGAUACAAGGAAAGGGCAAUUUCUGUUCGGAACCAUGCCCUCAGCCGCCGCGCGCCAGAUAUACGAAGACCAGAUACCGACCUUCAUGUCCGUCUAUGAUCUAGAAUCCGAGGCCAUGGCAGACCGGGACACAUUCACCGUGGUUGGGUCCAAGUUCCUCGAGGUGGCACCCAAAUCCUCAUCGCAGCCGCAUCUCCAGGCCUGUCUUGCUCCAGAUCAAAGCCACAAGCAUCGCGACAGCACUUCGACACAGACAUCAGAGUCCGAUGACUCUUCUCCAACCACUACGUUGUCCACCACGGACUCUUCACCCCUCUCAGACCCGUCGCCAUCGUCGUCACCGGAUUCUCCGCUCAACCUGCUGCCGCUGGGUAAUUUUCACUCUGCAAGCUUCAGUGGCCCUUCCAACCCAGUUUCGUUGCUCAGCAUUUCGGAGGCCAGCGCAUUGGAGCGUCCCAUGACGUCUCCAGCUCCGAGGAAGCCGAGGAACAUGAAGGGUCUCUCCAUCCAGCCUCCGACGGCAGCAGCCUCAUCCAAGUCCAUGGUGUCGAAACCUUGCUCGCCUUCCUUCAUCAAGCCCUCCAUUCCCGCCAUGAAGAGGAAGCCCAGUCUUCUCAGCCUCAAGACCAAUGCUUCGGAUUUGAUCAAGCAGACAUCGUUGGAAGUGCCGGCAUCGCCAGGCAUGCCUCCCAUCCUGCAGCGCCGCGCCCUCAAGCACUCGACGUCGUCGCCGUCCUUCCCGUCCUCUACCUCUCUGAAAACAGCCACAUUUGGGCCCGCGGGGGGAAUGACCUUUCCAAAGGUCUUGGAGCGCAAUGAGUCAGGGCUGUCAGAGUUCUUGCGGCCCAUGAAGUCGAGCAUGAACUUGACCUUUGAUGCUGCCAUUACCGAAGAGGACACUCCCAUUAAAACCCAACUCGCAUCUCGAAACGACUUUGACGACCCCUUUCGGGAGCACGAGAAUAAUGAAGACCAGAAAAGUCCAGGAUACCCUGAUGGUCCAAUUGCCAUUUACGGCGACAAUGUCUAUUUGUAUCUGGAACCUACGGCCGAGGAAGCCUCUCGCUUUGAUGUCGUCAUCAACGUUGCCCACGAAGUUCGAAACCCCUUCGAGGCCAAGCGAAUUUCGUCCAAUCUGAGCCCUAUUCCGGAUACGGCUGCGUCAAACUCCAGCUUUGCUACCGCAUGGGAGUUUCAGCCUUCUGACGGCAGCAGCCCGAUGGACACGGAUAUGCUUACACCCACGACGCCAAAGGCCAAUCCUCUCAGAAGGCCAGAGUACAUUCACAUUCCAUGGGAUCACAACACCGAUAUUGCGCCUGAUCUCAUGCGCCUCUGCGAGACCAUUGAGAACCGCACAAAGGAAGGCAAAAAGGUGCUUGUCCACUGCCAACAGGGAGCUAGUCGUUCGGCGAGUCUCAUCAUUGCCUAUGGCCUCUAUCAAAACCCCGACUUCAGUGUCAACGAUGCGUACCACGCAGCACAGGCCAAGAGUCGCUGGAUCAGCCCCAAUAUGAAGCUGAUGUACUCGCUGCAAGAUUUCCAGAAGGAGCUUUCGAAGAAGAAGCGCUCUCCGCCAGGCUCUGGGCCCUAUCGACCUCGCAGUGGAAGGAGUCCGUCCAAGCACCGAUUGACCCUGUCCGCCGACGCAAUUGAGAUGCCUUCCAAGGAGCCGCACACCGCACCCCUCCCAGCCGAAAACGGCAAAGGUAGGCAGGGAAGUGAGAGCACGACUCCUCUGAGUCUCCAUCCUGGCAACCCGAAUGACCUCGAGACCAUCUCCCCGGGCCCUGCUUCGGCGCCUUUGACAUUUUCGUGGAGAGACAGUUUCGAGAAGCCCCAGGCAGAGCGCAUGGAGCCGGAACACAAGAAAGCCAAGCAAAUGGAGCCCAUCAUCAAUGAGCCAGAACCAAGCCCUCGACAGUCAAGAACGGACUUUCAUCCGCCGCCAUCUCCUUCACCUUUCAAACUCCAGGCCCCUCCUUUGCGGCCAAAGCUGAAGCCGACUGCAUCCUAUUCGACUCUGGGUGCUCGGGACUAUUCGUCUUCGUUUCCCAUGCAUAGUUCCAACGACAAGGCUGUUCACUUCUCGGCCAUCUUCCCAGACGAUGCCCUCAUGUCUCCCAGGGACCAAGAAAUGGCCAACAACUCCACGGGAGGCUUCCCGUCGAUUGCUGGGAUGAGGUUUAUCGAGCGACAGGAGCUGCCGCAAAAUCUUUUCUCCCCGCGGCAGACGGCUUUCAGCCGGGAUUCCUUCUUCUCCUUCGGGAGGCCAACUCAAACCGCGGAUCCGCGCAGCCCGCCAGCCAAAGGCGAAGCAUCAAUCAUUCGGUCCAUUGACGACAUCUUAUAACCGGCCUUGACCACGCUCUCAUGACAUCUUCGAACAUAUCUCUCGCACUAU